This is a messenger RNA of Austrofundulus limnaeus, 6328 nucleotides long. RefSeq names its product microtubule-associated protein 4. Gene Ontology annotation, biological process: neuron projection development; microtubule cytoskeleton organization. The annotation marks the transcript as partial. Lineage: Eukaryota; Metazoa; Chordata; Actinopteri; Cyprinodontiformes; Rivulidae. The transcript has 9 exons. Gene Ontology annotation, cellular component: neuron projection. Gene Ontology annotation, molecular function: microtubule binding. The record is from RefSeq and is a predicted model, not a curated record.
GAGAAGAACGAGGAAAAACUGGAGGAAACUGAGAAGAACGAGGAAAAACUGGAGGAAACUGAGAAGAAAGAGGAGAAACUGGAGGAAAGUGAGAAGAAAGAGGAAAAACUGGAGGAAAGUGAGAAGAAGGAGGAAAGAAUGGAGGAAACUGAGAAGGAGGAGGAAAGAAAAGAGGACAGUAUGGUCAAGUUGAAGCCAUUUCAUACCUUAAACAAAGUUGAGCAGAACAGUGUGAAAGUUGAAUUCACAGAACAACAAACUGUAGCCAGAGGGGAAAAAGAGGUAGAAGUCCAGGAGAAAGUGAAGGAUCAGGAGGCAGAAAAGGUUAAAGAAGCACAACAUGCCUACAAAGCAAAAGAGGCAGAGAAACCAGCAGAAAAGAUAGAUCUAAAAAAUGACACUGAAAAUGUAAAGGAGAAGGAAAUGAAGAAAGUGGAAUUAAUUCAUCAGGAAACAAAAGAAGAGGACAAAAAGCUUAAAGAAGAGGACAAGACAGAGAAGGUUGGAGACAUUGAGAAAAUACACAAGAUAGAGGACAAAGAUAAUAAGAUAGAAAUAAUUGAAAAUGUGGAGCCCAAAGUGGAAGAAACUAAAGCUGGAAAUGUUGAGGAGGUAGACCAAAAUGAGAAGUUUAACCUGGAAGAAACAAAAGUAGAAACCAAAAUAUCAGAGGAAGGAGAGAAGGUUGUUAAGAUCAACGAAAACGAGAAGAAACAGAAAACAGAGGUGGAGGCUGGUGAUAAGCAUCACGUUGACAAUGUGGAAACAAAAUUACAGCCUUCAUUAGUCAAGAAUGAUGCCAUUCAUGACAAAAUGGAAAAGAAGCCUGAUGUAGAGAAACAGGCAAAAACUGAGGUGAAGGAUACAGAAAAAGUAAAGGUUGCCACAAACCAAGCCAAAGCUAUGGUGAAGGCAAAUGAGGUCGGUGGGCCACCUAAGAGACCUGUGAGCAAAGGAGCACUGAAGGUUAAACAGGAGAAGCAGGACAAAAUGCCUAUAGAGAAGAAAGAUGACAAGAAAAAAAUAGAAGUAAAAGCAAAUGUAGAAAGAGCCAAAAUACCUGCAAGACCUGCAGCCAGAAGCAGCAUAACAGCAAGCAAAGAGCCCAUAGGUGCAGACAAGAAGACAAAGCCUACAACAGGGGCGCCCAGACCAGGCAGCAUUACCAAAAGCCGGCCAAACACUACAGCUGUCGGUGGUUCUGCUACAGCCACCACUAAAUGUCCCGCACCCUUAGUGGCCACCAGCACCAAAGACAAAAAGCCAACACCCAGAGUACCAUUAACAGCAACUACUGCUGGGCUUAGUAGAAAGCUCCCUCCCACCUCCACCAGUCGUCCAUCAUCCCAGCCCUCCACAACUACACAUGCUGUUAAAGCCAAGACAGUCCCAGAGAAGAACCCCUUGAUGCCAAAAGCCAGCAGUGUAACUACAAGUCAAACCAUCAAAAAUGGCUCUGCUAACAGAGCAGCAACUCACACUGCUUCAUCGAUGCGCACAACUUCAUCUACUGUCGCAACUUCCAACGCUGCAAUCAAAAGGCCUCUAGGCACUAGAACAGACAGCAAGCCAGAAGAAAGGAAGCAGGUCAGCACUCUUAAGACUUCAACAGCUUACUCUAGCAGACCCAAGCCAGCGACUACCGCCACACGCAACACGACUUCUGCUGCCUCAAGCAUUCGAACCACAGCAGCCAAAUCAGUUUCCACUGAGAAGAAGCUCUUGGUGCCCCACAAUCCACGACCCACUGCAUCAGCCACAUCUACCACAACAACCACCGCCUCAAAGCCCACAGGUCGACCCAGCACAGCCCCGGCCUCCAGUAACUCCAAUGUCCGCUCUAAGAUUGGCUCUACAAGCAACACAAAGCAGCCAGUUGGAGCGAAGGUGCAAACACUAAGCAAGAAGGUGGAUGUGAGUAAGGUGACGUCAAAGUGUGGCUCCAAGAACGGCAUCAAGGACAAGCCUGCAGGUGGAGGCGUGGUGAAGACUGAGUCCCACAAAAUGAACCUUAAGGAAAAGACUCAACUCAAAGUGGCCUUUGAAGACAACGUGAGCCAUCCUGCCAGUGGAGAGGACAUGAAGACUGGGGAGACUCAAAAAACAACAGAGGAGAGCAGGAUUCUUUCCAGUGGCAACCCAGUCCCUGACCUUGAUCCCAAUCCAACCCAGGCUGAAAGCCCAGCUGCACAGGAAAAUGGGAUGAGUAAAGGGGUUCCCACUGAGAGCGAGGGACUUCUGGAGCACCAACCUUUGGAUUCACACAUUCUAGAGACAAGCAUCUAACUCUGCUGUCCUUCUGCCCUCUUCAUUUCAACUCCCACCCCCACUCCAUGUCAUCGCCUACCCCUAUUUUUUUUGUGUACACAAUGUUCUUCUUCCUACCUCACCUUUGCUCCUUGUCCUCUUCCCUUAACCUCUGCUGCAGAUUGAGUCUUUCAAGCUUAACUUCAGCGAGAAUGCUAGCUCUCACACUGACAACGCGGAUAUCGCCAUGUUGCCAGCCCAGUCCCAGGAAACCAGGAUCCACGUGGUACCUUAUACUCUUUACAACAUCUUCGCCAACUGUCGCCUCACAGUGGCUUCCUUGUUGAGGCUUCAGUUUUGCCCCACUGCAGCAGCUCCUCCUCUGCUUCUCACUUGCUUCAAAAUCAGGUGGAAGUCCAAGGGACGGCAUCAGAUUUGUUAAGCAACCUCAGCGUUUUUAGCCCCCGUCAAAGCCCCUUUUUUUCUGAAUCUUAAAAAAAUAUAAUAAUGCAACUGUUUUUAUUUUUUACAUGAUCAUGCAUCAUGGACUUUAUCAUUGCAACUUUUCUAUGUUUAUUCUGCCUGAAGUGUUUAAAGUAGUGUCUCACUGGGCUGUGAUUAGUUAGAGAAAGAUGUUUGUGAGGAAGUCUUCAAAACAGUUAAAGACAUGUGCAGGGGUUCUUGGUUUUUUGAGUUGCAGUCUUGUUGCUUGAAUUCUGGACAUGUUCAAAAUACUGUGUGAGAAAUCUUUCAAAAAAGGUAUUCACGAGUGUGCCAAACCAGUCUCCAAAUCUAUUUCAAGAGUCCAAGUUUUUGAUAUCUGUAUGGAAACUGUCCUCUGAUAGAAAAUAUGUCCAGGUCUAAAAUGCCCAGUCAAGAUGAAAAAUAGGCCAAAUAAAAGUUAAAUAAUUCCUCUUGGCAGGUUUUUCUUCGUUGGAAAAAAAGCAAUUCAUCUCUCCUCCAAGAGACUUCUUCAGUCUGAGGAGAUACAGGUAAACUAUGAGCAGUGCCUCCACAUGGUGGACAAACAAGUUUAACAAUGACAAUCAAAACUGUUUGUUCACAUGCAAAGGAGUAUGAAGAUGAUUAAUAGGCAUUUCUUAAAAAUGGCCCAAAUCUGCCUUUCUUCAUUUCUACACUAUACUCCAGUAGAAUAAAUCAAUAUGGAAGUGGUAAAACACCCACCAAUUUUAAAAAGCCACACAUUCUUGUUGGUCAUUUGGUCGCGAACACGUACAACAUGGUUUUCCUUUAAUUUGCCUACUGGUUGCAGCCCAGUGAGAUACUACCUUUAGACCAGUGGUGUCCAAUUUUGGUCCUCAAAGGGGACUAUCCUGCAUUUAGAUGUUUCUCUGCUUAGAUACACCUGAUUUGAAUGAAUAUGUGAUUACCAGGCUUCUGCUGAACUUGCAGACCUGCUAAAGAGCAGGAAAACAACUAAAGCAGGAAACCGUGAACGUCUAGGACCAGGAUUGCAUACCACUGCUUUAGACCAUGCUUGGCCUUGAGUGGUAAUCUAUAUGAAGAGAAAUUGAGGAAAUUUAAGCUUUCUCACAUCCUCUCGCUUUUCAUUUGCUUAGAAUCCAUGGCUUUAACCUAAACAAUGUAGCUAAAGCCAGGUGAAGCAUUUCUGUCCCCUCAAAAUGACAUCUGUCACUUGAUUUAUCCACUGAGCAAAUCUUAUGGAUUUGUGUUGUAGCUGUGUACUCUGCUUUUGUGACAGUAAUUGUUUUUUUCAUGUCAUUGUUUUUUUUAUUAUUAUCAUUUAAUAUAUGCAAACUGACAAAAAAUUGUGACAACUAGAAGGAUAUUUGAAUAAUUUUAGAUUGUUUUUUAUUUUGUUUUUGAUUGUGUUUGAGUGGAAAAAAAAUGUAAAAGUUAGUCUUUGUGUUCUGUUUUGGAUUCUUUAUUUCUGCGUUUUAUUUUGGUAAUUGAACUGGUUUAGAUAUGUUCAAUAAAUUAUCCCUCCUAAAACAAACAACACAACAGAUCUCCCCCAAUUACACAAUCUUGGUACUCACAAGACAUUUAAACAUGCACAUCUAUUUAUUCAAAAACCAGGAUAAACGUUGAAACAAAGAGAACCCACACCCCCACUCCACUCGGUAUAAGCAGGAAAGGGUUGCUAGAUGUGUUCAAGUAUAAUCUGAGCAAAUUUAAGCUGAGUCAUGGUAAAGUAGGUGGAGACGUGAUGGGACUUGAAAGGUUGUGAGGUGGAAGAAAACAAAAUCGAAGUUGAGAAGUUGUCUAGAGGGAGAUGAGAAUGUGGUUGUUAGAUGGCUAUUAAACAGAAAAGGCUGUGCUGACUCAUAUUUAAAAAUAUAUCAUAAAAUAUAACUAAAACAUUUAAAAUUUAGAGAAUAGUUGACUAAGCUGAUGCAAAUGCUCUGAGCAUCCUGGUAUUUAAAGGAAUGCUAAGUUGACCUGAUUAUUGUAUGUUACCAUGAUUGUUGUCCCAUUUUAAAUGUUUCAGAAAGUUAUGGAAGUAUAUAUACAGCUCUGGAAUACAUUUAAGAGACUUCUUCUAAAUGUUUUUAAACCACCAUCUCUACAUGUAUUACAGCAUUUCUGUUCUAGUGUCUAUUGAAUUUCAGUACAACUACAACUCAUUCUACUUAAUGUGGUGCUGAUUAGGAGAUCGCCUUAACCACCAACGAAAAGAAAUAAAAACCAUCCUAUGGUUAAGAGUAAUGUCUUGCAAUAGCACCAGUUGGAUGGCAAAACAGUGCUGGUAGUAACUUAUAAGUAAUUGGAAUUUAAAAAAAACUAUUGGCUGUGCCUAAAGUGUUGGAAAGAGAAGUCUUAAGUGGGGAAAUCUCCAGAUCUGAAGCCCAUUGAAACCAAUGUGAUAAACAGGAUGAUAAAUGGUCAAAAGCCACCAAAAGUACCUCAGAAAAUUCUAUUUUUUGCGUCAGGAGUUGCAAAAUGUUGCCCAAUAUCAAUAAAAUCGUUUUUUUUUUUUUUACCAAUACUUGAUUUCUGAUUUCUUCCUAAGUUCAAACUUCAGUCUUGUGUCUAAAAUGAAGUUAACCUUAUUUUCUUUGUAUUUGUGAUCUGAGAACACUGCACCUUUUCUGUUCUGACCAUUUGUCAAGUUCUGAGAAUAAAGGCUCUAAAUGAUAAGAUUUUUAUUUAAAAUGUGGAAGAAAUAUCAGUAGGUUAUAAAAUAAAACAAAUAUGUUUGUGUUAUACAAACACAUUUGGAGUAGUAAAAUCAGAAAACCUGCAGUGGUCUCUUACUGUGUUCCACAUCUGUAUACCAAGUUAUGUGUUUAAUACUCCUGAGUAUUAGCAGUGGGACUAUUUUCAGUUAUCUCAUUUCAUCCUGUUGCCUUUAUAAUGUUUGUGUGGACAAUAUACCUAUGUAAAACCACUCCCCAAACUGAAUGUGCAUUAAGGUUAUGGUUCAUAAAUUUAUGGUUACUGUAGGUGUUUUACUGCAUUGAUUUUUUUAAUGGAAAUCAAAAGUUAAUAUAAUUGAAUCCCACUUUUCCCAAACAUUUUAAACCAUGAUUACAUGCCUUAGACAUGAUUGUUUUAUUGUUUGUUUGUUAGUUUUUUUUAUAUAAUAUCCUAGUAAUUUAUCAAUGAUAAAACUGUCAACUGAUUUUGGGGUCUUGUUAACAUAUUUUUCAACAAUUCUAAUACUUUGCUGUGUAAGUGCUGCUAUGUUGAGCAAUGAUGAGGAUGCUAUUCUAAUAUUGGGAGUAUUCAUUUUUAACAUGUAAUUUGAUAACAUUUUAUAUGUCAGACAAUAAACAAGCAUCAGUUUUUAUUUAAGGCCUUCACAUUUGUCUAGAUAAGUUGAACUCUUCACUCUGUGAUCCCUCCAGAGAAAUUUCAUCAUAAAGAGACUUCAUGAAUAAAGUGAUUUUUUUUCUCUGCAAUAAUGAUUAAGUAAGGUCAUGCACAAGAUCCAGAUGCAGAUAAAUGUGCUGGUCUCCUUGCAGCUCAUCGAAAUGUGGCUUCAAUGCUCUUGAAAGCUUAUUUAGUCAAAAACAAUUGUUUAAUGUAUAUCUGCAUGAAUGUGUUCUGUGAUGAGUAAACUAAACAUUGUGAAAUGAAAUGAUUUGUUAUUUUA